Messenger RNA from Xiphias gladius (swordfish), 3835 nucleotides. It is a transcript of the gene ikzf4, whose product is annotated as IKAROS family zinc finger 4. Gene Ontology annotation, biological process: regulation of transcription by RNA polymerase II. The record is from RefSeq and is a predicted model, not a curated record. NCBI's taxonomy places the organism in Eukaryota, Metazoa, Chordata, Actinopteri, Istiophoriformes, Xiphiidae. Gene Ontology annotation, molecular function: DNA-binding transcription factor activity; RNA polymerase II cis-regulatory region sequence-specific DNA binding. The transcript has 8 exons.
CAUCGAUGCAUUCGACAAUCACUGAAUCAAGAGCUCUGUUGUACAAUUAUUCGGUCUGUAUCCCAGCAUGGGCCCGGAAGUUGUUUGGGAUUCCCAGGUAAAGAAAAAAAAAAAAAAAAAAAAAAAAUCCCGGAGAUGCGGUCGUCGCCUGGGAAAACAAACAGCUAUCCAGACAGUUAAAAAGGAAAACACCGAUCGGUCGCCAGGAAUCUGGUGAGAGAAUGAAUGCUGAUGAAUGCAAUGGGCGCUCAUAUGCACAAGGUAAUGGAGGAGAGUCAUCAACAGAACAGGAUUUUUAUGGCACGCUGCAGGGCCCUUCAGCGAUAUCUCCGAACAGUCAGCGGUCCUCACCACACCGCUCCCUUAGUGCCAACUCCAUCAAGGUUGAGCUGUGCAGUGAUGAUGAGUCACCUGGUGCUCCACAGACAGGGAACAGAGAGGCUGUAAGGGACCAUAGCAGGAAGGAUGACAGAGGGGAACCCAUGGAGGAAGGGAACGCGGAGUUUGCUGAGGCUGGAAGAGACAGAGUGAGCAUUUACGGUGAGAUGGCCAGUCCAAACGCUGCUUCACCAGGACCUAUCCGGCUCCCCAAUGGGAAGCUCCAGUGUGAGGUUUGUGGGAUGAUCUGCAUUGGACCCAACGUGCUGAUGGUGCACAAGCGUAGCCACACAGGCGAGAGGCCGUUUCAGUGUAACCAGUGUGGAGCUUCCUUCACCCAGAAGGGGAACUUGCUGCGACACAUCAAGUUGCAUUCGGGAGAGAAGCCUUUCAAAUGUCCCACUUGCAACUAUGCUUGUCGCCGGAGAGAUGCCCUGGCUGGACAUCUGCGCACACAUGCAGUCUCUUCUCCAACGGUGGGAAAACCUUUUAAGUGCAGCUACUGUAGUCGCAGCUACAAACAACAGAGUACACUGGAGGAACAUCUAGAGCGCUGCCAUAGUUAUCUGAAGAGUCUGGACCACCAGACAGCAGUCAACACACAGACAGCACAGGGUGAAGAGUCAGUAAAUAUGGAGAUAAUUACUAAACCUGUGCUUCAGCCAUCCAAUGAAAAAAUCCAGUUUUUGGACAGACUGGCUAUUAGUAUCACCAAACGCAAGAGGUCAACACCACAGAAGUUUUUGGGUGAAAAGCACAUGCACCUUGACCUACCUGAAGCACCUUAUGAAUUGUCUUCUGGCUCUGAGAAGGAGGGGGACCUCAGGAGUUCUCAGCCUGCUGGGGACUCUGCUGGGCUGGCUGUUUCACGCCUCCAAGGUGCCAGGGGUAGAGGUGAGAACCAUGAGUCGCCUACACUGUCUCAGCUCCAUCCUGCCUUCCUAUCGGAGCUCCGCACAGUUAUGGGCUCCAUUAAUAGCAACGUGACUCCUCAGGCCCACCGAGCAAAGGGUGGAGGUGGGCUGGCAGCAAUGUCUCUUGGGCUGACUGGGCGGGAGGCAGGGGAAGGCCGUGUUGACCAGCCCUCGGCCCAUAGCCAUAACACCUCGCCCAAUGGUUGUCCCGACUCUACAGACACAGAGAGCACAGCAGAAGAGCAGAGCACAAGGGCUACAGCCCCGACAAGUACCUCCAACAACCACCACCUCCACUACCAAACCCCAGCACUGCCCCGCAGCCAUCCCACUUCCAGCCCCAGCCAGGCCAAAGACUUGGACCCAGAGUGGGAGAGAGCUUGUCCUGUACCCUCCACCAUAGUAAAGAGGAGCCCUGGCUCACCCCUUCCUUCCAGGGAGACUGUGCAGGUGUUAGACAGGGAUGGUGGGCCUGUACGCUCCUUCCACUGCCGGCACUGCCGCAUCCUCUUCCUGGACCAUGUCAUGUUUACCAUCCACAUGGGUUGUCACGGAUUCCGCCAACCCUUCGAGUGCAACAUCUGUGGCCACCGCAGCCAGGACCGCUACGAGUUCUCGUCUCACAUCAGCCGUGGAGAGCACCAGGUGGCCUGAGCAGAGGAGCUCGUGGCUGGAUGAGAAGAGGUGACUGCUGCUCUCUAAAGUUAUGGGCUCACGUUUGUUCUGCACCAGAUCAGUUGCUUUAAAUCCCUAGUGUAAGUAAAAAGAUUUGUGGUUUUAAUGUGAGAAUAUCUAUGAAACUAAAGCAGACACAAGUGAAGAAUGUUUUCACCUCACCAUUCAAAGUUUAGUGGAGGCAAAUUACAUUCUAUGAUUGAUUGCACUCCCAUAUCAAAUCAUCUGGCAAAACUACAGGUUUUGCUCCAAAAGUGCCUUCUUGGGGGAUUUCCUCUUAACGAAAGAAAACCGGGGGGGGGGGGGGGAUUUUGACUAGCCAUCUUUUCCUAAGUGAUUUAGUUAGCACUUUUGAGAGGUCAUGCACACAGGCAUUUAAGGAAAGCAAGGCAUCUGCAUUUUAAGAAUUAUAUUUGGUAUGCUUAGGAUGUACUAAGACUUUUGCUUUUCUGGUUGAGAAGGGUAAUUUGUGUAGAGUGUCAGUUAAGCUCAAUAUGCACUGAGAGCUUUCUGCCUCUGGGUUUGGGAGGAGCUUUUGUCACAGACGAAGCACAGAAAAGGACUGCCUUAACUCCUCCAGUAGUACGCUGCUGUAGGAAUACAUAUUGUUUACAGCCUGGUUAAAAAGUGUGUGAAGUCACUUCAGAAGAGAGAAUAUUUACAGCUGCACAGUCAGAAGACUAUCGGGACAAAGCAAAAUCGUGAAGGAAGUGAACUUGAAAAUAUUCACCAGGGGGUGAAAGAGGCAUUCAGGGCUCAGUUGUAAAAUAGGUUUUUGGAUGUUAAAGUCAGCCUCAGAAAACUGGUGCAGAUCAGACCAUGAGCCAUGUAGUGUAAAGCAAGAGCCUGACGGAAAUGGAUCGGGGUGCUAUACCUAUACAGGAUUGUACUUUUAGGUUCCCUGCUUAUAUAUGAACAUCUUUGCCGAAGCACUUGAUGGCUUUCCAAAUUUUUUUCUGUGAUUGUUCUACUGCACUGAUAAAUCGCAUAAUACUCACAAUAACUGAUCAACUAAUUUGCAACACUAGUGUAUUUUUAACGGAGCCAGCCUUCUACAGAAUGCCACAGCAUUGCACUGGUUUUGUGGUCUACACUCAAGUUUGCUGCAAUGUGUGAUUAAGAGUUAAAUAUCAGUUCAACUAAAAUAAUUAUUUUGGGGUUUUGCUCUCAGCAGUUGAGGCUGAGAUUUUAAACAAUUUCCAUAAUGUAAGUGAAUUAACAAAUUAAUUAUUCAAAAAUUAAUUAACAAAUCAGUUUGGAUCUGUUCAGUUAUCACUUGUGAUUAUCUAUUUAGUGUUGUUUGUUUCAGACUUGGUGUAUUUAAUCAGCUAUAUUCCAAAUCUUAUCCAGCAUAUUCCUCAAGUCCAUGAAAUGUUACCUCCUGCUUCUUUAUAGCACCCAAAUACCUUAUUGCUACAGUAUGGUGAGUUAUCUGAUAAUGUUAAUAUUGGGAACAUGAAUGAGACCAAACUCAGUAUUCUUACUUGUUAUUGUGGGUUUGCUGCUUCAUAGUUUAACUUGAUUUCCUUUAAGCGCAGGCAAAAAUGUACUUGAAACUGUUUGAGAAAAAAAAGUUAUCUAAAAAUGCACUUGGUUUGAUAAGUAGAGAAAUGUGUGUGAAUGGAAUAUAGCAUGUGUGCUUGUCAUUUUCUGCUUUAACCUGAAUUGUGAAUUAUUUUUGAAAUGUGAAGUAAUUUUGAGAAGUGAAAAUGAGGCAUGGGUUUUUGUCUCCUUGUGUGGACUUUUCAAUGUUAUACAAUAUUUUGUGAAUGAUGUAACAUGACAAAACACUUUACCUCAAAGUUAAACAUGUACAACUGCCUCAUUAUUUCAAAAAGUCAUGUUGCUUUCCAAGAUGUUCUUGCAGU